Hyla sarda is the source of this 912-nucleotide messenger RNA. RefSeq lists its product as uncharacterized. The transcript is spliced from 3 exons. NCBI's taxonomy places the organism in Eukaryota, Metazoa, Chordata, Amphibia, Anura, Hylidae. The coding region runs from base 1 to 642 and encodes 213 amino acids. The record is from RefSeq and is a predicted model, not a curated record.
AUGACGAAACUAUACAGAAAGGAAACAGCUACGAACAGUUUGCUUCACUAUGCAUCUUUCCAUCCAGAACAUACACGACGAGGGAUUCCAGUGGGGCAGUUUUUGAGGGUGAAGCGCAAUUGCACGGAAAACCCAGAUUUCAAGAUGGAAGCCUCAAACUUGACUUCCAGAUUCCGUGAACGAGGCUACCCGAAAAAGGUGAUUUCCAAGGCAUAUCAGAGGGCCAAUAGCUCUGACCGCCAGAUGUUACUUAAAACCAACAGAAAAGACAAGAAAAGAAAGGAUGAUUCCCUGAGGUUUGUGACGACGUUCAAUAACCAAUGGUCAGGUUUGAGGAAAAUUCUGCAGGACAACUGGAGCAUACUACAGUCGGACAAUAGGAUUCGUGGGAUUAUUCCCAAGUCACCUCUGGUGGUAGCGAAGAGAGCUCCUAACCUAAAAGAUAUACUCACAAAGAGUCAUUUCCAGAGACCGACAAGAAGCCUGGGGAGAGGAAGAAAACUGAAGGGUUCCUUCCCAUGUGGAAGUUGUAGUGUGUGUCAACAUAUGACACCCACGGAGAAGUUCGUCAAUCGGACUAACGGACAAGACUUUCCCCUGAGAGAUUACAUCAACUGCAAGACCACCCAGGGCAUUUUUUGAAGUAUCAUGCAGGAAAAUCUAUUGGGCUACGAGUGGUUGGCCUUGAAAAAAUAACUACUAACAUUAGGGGUGGUCCAGUGACAAGGAAGCUCCUACAGGCGGAGUCAAAGUGGAUCUAUGACUUGGGGACAGAGACACCACGAGGUCUCAAUGAAGAACUCCUGUUUACAGGCUUCUUGGGAUUACCUGUUCAUAUAACAUCCAUAUAUUGAGGCAGAUAAAGAUUGGAGAGUGUGAAAUAACUGGAGUGAUGAGGACAUCUAAAUGCUA